GUUCGAUUCCACAAUGGGGUAAACAUUAAUUUCUUCCCAACAAUUCCUGGUACAGAAUUGAAUUGUACACAUAAAAGGCAAAGCAUUACUAUUAUGUAAACACACACACACACACACACAUAGAGAGAGAGAUUUAAGCUCAAUGUAAAGGGAGAAGCAAUUCAUCUCAUCUCCUCUCCUUAUUUACUCACUCUUCCACCCUCUGUAAAAAGUGCAUGUUUGUAGUCACUUUCUUGAAAUAAAAACAGACAAAACUCCACUCCAAUAUUCUCCGAGACAACAAUGGCCAAAAGCAGAAAGCAGAGCAGAGAGAAAAAAAAACAGGAAGAAUAUGAGAAACCCCAUUCAUGGGCAGCUGUUCGAAGCCUCUUCACCUGCAAGUACCUCCAGGUACAACACCAGCAGCACCUGGUACACCUCCAAGAACCCAAGCCGAAAGAGAUAACAAACAGCAGCAAGAAGAUGAAGUGCUCGGGCUCCCUCUGCAGCAACACCAAAGUCAUGCAGAAGCCAGAGAUCAUCUCCGCAUCUCCCAACAAGAAGAGGGCCGCCGCCCAUCUCUCCUCCUCCGAGAGCGACGCCUCCAGCAGAUCAUUAAUCAAGGCUGCAGCCUCCCCCUCCGUCAGAAGCAUGCCCUUCAGGAAGCUCUCCGGCUGCUACGAGUGCCGGAUGGUGGUGGAUCCCGUUCUCGGCAUGACCAGAGAUCCUUCCUUGAGGGCUACCAUCUCUUCUUGCCCACAAUGUGGCCAGGUUUUCAUGAAGCCUGAGAAUUUGGAGCUGCAUCAAGCUGUUAGGCAUGCUGUGUGUGAAUUGGGAGCAGAAGACACAAGCAAGAACAUAGUGGAGAUCAUAUUCCAGUCAAGCUGGCUGAAGAAGCAGGCCCCAGUUUGCAAGAUAGAGCGCAUAUUAAAAGUCCAAAAUAGCCCCAAGACCAUCUCCAAAUUUGAGGAGUACAGAGACAGCAUCAAGGGCAAAGCCAACCCGAAGAAGCAGCAGCCGCGGUGCGCCGCCGACGGCAACGAGCUCCUCCGCUUCCACUGCACCACCCUGAUGUGCUCGCUGGGGCUCAACGGCUCCUCCAACUUGUGCAACUCCAUCCCCUCCUGCGCCGUCUGCAGCAUCAUCAGAAACGGCUUCAAACUCUCCUCCAGAGGGAUAUUCACAACUGCCACUAGUGGAAAGGCCCACGACGGAUGUCGGGACGACGGCAAGAGGGCUAUGCUGGUGUGCCGGGUCAUCGCCGGCCGGGUCAACAACAACUCCGACGCCAAUCUCGACGACUAUGACUCCGUCGCCGGACCCCUCGGACUCUAUUCCAAUUUCGAUGAGUUGUAUGUUUUUAAUCCCAAGGCUAUAUUGCCAUGUUUUGUUGUAAUCUAUACAGGUUUUUCAUCUUAGAUCAUUUCCUCUAUUUUCUUGUACAUACAACUUUUUCAAUUCUGGUUUAAUUAAUUCCUCAUAUUUCACUU
Messenger RNA from Salvia miltiorrhiza (redroot sage), 1469 nucleotides. RefSeq lists its product as uncharacterized. The transcript is spliced from 2 exons. Bases 283 to 1398 code for a protein of 371 amino acids. Lineage: Eukaryota; Viridiplantae; Streptophyta; Magnoliopsida; Lamiales; Lamiaceae. The record is from RefSeq and is a predicted model, not a curated record.